GGAGUCUUUGAAAAAUCCUUAGUGGUCAUGACAUUGUUACAAGUGACAUAAAUUAGCCAGUGGCUCAGAAUGAUGGAUACCCAGAAGACUACAAAUGGUUUGCAAGUGAUUGGAGAAGGGACUGGUAUAGGGAAAUCGACACUCCACAUGGUGGGGUAUUUGGGAAAAAACUGUAGUCCUGUGGAGACAACUGCACCUGAGUACUGUCCAGUCUGCAAAGAGAAGGGCCAGAUCCAAGUUUUACGGACUUACCGCAUUAAUUUUCAAGAGUCUAUUUUUCUUUGUGAAAAUCCUCAGUGUAUCUACCCACUUGGUUAUAAACCAUUAAACAGCAUAAUUACCUCUGCUGAGCCAGAAAAUCAUCAAGUUCCAUCUACUCAUAAGAAGAGGAAAUUGUGUGAUAUCAGUGACUUUUCUCCUGUUGAAUCACAUCCAAAAACCGCAAGAACUAAUAAUGUGGUCAAUGUUGAGCACAUUAUUAAUGCAGACCCUGAUGUCAAAUGCUAUCAGAAUAGUUUAUGUAUUCCCAAGUCAAGCCUACAUGAUGUGUUACAAAAUGACCAGCAAAAAUCUAGUAACAAUGUGGAGUCCUGCAUGCAGAGGGUGGAGUUUGAAACAACCGCCAACACCAACAACUCUCCAGAAAGUCCUCUUAAGACUUCUAGUCCCAGAACACAACUCUUGCCAAAAUCUGAACUUUGCUCAACAACAUCUGAAAUUUUGCUCAAAGGUGAUAAAGGUUCCACUAAUAACACAGAUUUAUGUCUUCAGUGGAGAAACAUGCAUAAUCUUUGUUGGUUAGAUUGUAUUUUGUCAGCACUGGUACACUUAGAAACAUUAAAAUCUACUCUGGCAGAAGAGUGUGAUGAUGGAAAAUGUUUACUCCAGAAACUCUUAACAAAAUAUGAUCAAGCAACUGUGCUUCUGAAUACCUGUAAAAGGACUAAAGUAAAAGAUGUUCUUCCAAAAGUAGAAUCGUAUCUCAAUGAAAUCAGAAACAGAAUUUUUACACAGCUUCAGCCUCAGCUUAAGUGUGAAUUGGGUAAGAAGGAGAGUCCAGUGUUUGCACUCCCUCUACUUUUACAACUGGAUCAACAAGCUGAGAAACUAUUCUUGUAUUCAUUUUCAUGGAAAUUUGAAUGUGUAUGUUGUGGCUACAAAUACCAGGACCGAUUUAGGAAAACACUAACAACAUUCACAAAUAUAAUCCCUGAUUGGCAUCCACUUAAUGCUGUUCAUAUUGGACCAUGUAAUAACUGUAGUGAUAGAUCUCAAAGAAGACAGAUGACUUUGGAAAAAGUACCCUCAAUAUUAAUGUUACAUUUCGUAGAAGGUUUGCCACAUAACAACCUGAAGAGCUAUUCAUUUCAGUUUGAAGACGACACCUACCAAAUAACAUCUAUUGUUCAAUAUCAGACAGAUAAGAAGCACUUCAUAACCUGGUCUUUGAAUACUGAUGGAACUUGGCUUGAAUGUGAUGAUUUAAAGGGGCCAUACUGCAAGAGACAUAAAAGAUUUGAAGUUCCUUCUUCAGAGAUUCAUAUUGUUAUCUGGGAAAAGAAAACAUCCCAUGCACCAAAAGAACUGAACUCACCAUUCCCGAGUAAAAAUACGGAAGAUUUUCCUCUUAAUAAUGUACAGUCAAAUUCCACAGUGUUGCAUUGUGGUUUUGCUAACACUGUAGACAAAAUACUUUCAGAGCAUCACAAAGAGGAUUCUGCAAGAACUCCAGAGAAGAAACAGCAGCGGGUAGCUGAGGAUGAAAGUAUUGCUCGUCAUGAUUCAGAAAAUCUGGCACAUGAUGAUCUUGUAACACUGAUGCUUGAAGAAAUUCAGGUUGAUUCAGAAGGUAAAUCACUGCUGAACAGACAGAUAGUGGGAAAUAACCUUGUUGAAAUGGACGCACUGCAACAGCAGGAAUUAGCUUUUUCACCUAACACUCUACAUACAGGAGAGUUUGCUGGAACUAGUCUAGCUAUGAACAAUAAAUGCACGUUAUAUGAAAAUUCCAGCAUUUGCUUAACUCUAGAAGAAUCGAACCCAAAAAAUAUAACUCCUCCCAUGCCCAAAAAACAUGACCCUGACCCAUCUGACUCAUCACUUGCUCAGAGAAUGGAUGACAGAACUAAUUUACCUAACAGAGAACAUGGAUUAAAUUCAGAACUACAGCUAAGCAAGAAGUUGUCACCAGUGGAGAAUAUCACACAAAAAUCACCUGACUUGAAAGAUGCAAGCAAAAUUGUAGUUAAUUCUCAGGUUGCCAAUUCUUCUGCUGCCAAUAAUUCCUUUCGACCUUCACACAAAGACCAAAAAAGAGGAUUUGUAGGAAGCUGGGUAAAGAAAUUACUAAGCAAGAAUUCUUCUUUCAUGCCUUCAAGUGCCUCAGCUCUCAAGAAUGAGAGAAGUUGCAAAACUCCCUCAAUGCAAAAAAUAAGUGAAGUGCGAUUGCCAGUUAAGGGAGCAAGUAACUUUGGUGGAUUUCAAAGCAAAGGUACAAACAAAACAACUGCACCCCCAAAGUCAGUGGUUCCUCAGAGUAAUAAUACUCAUCCUUUAUCAAAUUUCAAAGGCUUUUCUCAAAGCACUCAUCUUCCAACAGCAAGUCAAACCAGUAUUGAAGGUCCAACUUGGAAUAAGUCAGCAAGUGUCUUGAGUACCUCAGGUAAAGUGACUCAGUUCCAUUCACCUAGCUGUAACUCUGGGAAAGCAGAAGAGUCAGAUAGUGACAAAACAAGAAAACUUCGCCUAAAACUGUUAAGAAAACUUAAUGCUAAAAAGAAGAAGUUGGCUUCACUGGAUAGGCUAGCAGUGGAACAGAUGAAACAAGAAAAACUUGUGAGUGGAGAUGUAAGCACCCCAUCACAGAGUGAAUCUCACAAUGACAGUGAAUUAUUGCAGAGCUUUUUAAAGGAACUGCAGUAUCAGAUUGAUGUUGCAGAUAAUGAAUCUGAAUUUAAUGCGAACUCUGUAUCAGGGUGCACUAGCCAUAGUAACAGUGAUGAAAUACUGGCAGAAUUAUUGUCCCCUACUUCAACUGUUGCUUCCUUAGAGGCUUCAAAAAGUGAAGAUGAAUGUAUGUAUAUGGAGAUGGUGGAUAGCAGUGUGGCAACAGCAGCAUCCGAUGAGAAGACCAGUGUGCCAAAUACAGCACUGACAAGCGAGGACCACAAUUAUUACAGUCCUGUAAAGGGCAGUAAUUCGGAACUUCAUACAAUAAGCAAACCUAGUGUGAAAAAACUUGCUUUUGAAAGCCCUACGAGUGAAGAUAUCCUUGAAGACCUGUUCUCCAUUUCAGCACCAAGCUCAAUGGCAGGUGACCUAGAUUUACCUCAUUUUGAUGAAACUCUGUUUGAAACUUGGUGAAGUUUCAAACUUUGAAGUCGGUUUCUUGGAUUUAAGUAUUUUUCAAUAUUAUGUAUAUUUUGAAACAAAGCACUAUUAAAUUAUAUUUUCUAACUAGUUUAAUUGCACACUGGCUCUACUUGAACAAUUUACAUUUGAGGUUUUUCUGUUCUUAAAAUUUUAUUGUAGC
Balearica regulorum gibbericeps (East African grey crowned-crane) is the source of this 3532-nucleotide messenger RNA. It is a transcript of the gene USPL1, whose product is annotated as ubiquitin specific peptidase like 1. The record is from RefSeq and is a predicted model, not a curated record. Gene Ontology annotation, cellular component: Cajal body. NCBI's taxonomy places the organism in Eukaryota, Metazoa, Chordata, Aves, Gruiformes, Gruidae. Gene Ontology annotation, biological process: Cajal body organization; protein desumoylation. Gene Ontology annotation, molecular function: SUMO binding.